AUGUCGAAUUACGUCCCAUUGGACGCCAGCAGCGUGGGAGCGUACUUGAAGAUGUUUCAAAGCGGCGGCCAUGAAGACUUGGAAUGGCACAUCCUUUGGAUGGUGUGCGCCUUCGAGCACCUUUGGGUGGCGGAGGCGCACCCAUUGGAGUUCACGGCCUUCAAGGGGAGUAUGAAGGCCCAGUGCCCUGGAUGGGUCGUGGACGUGGGGUUGAUUGCGCGACGAGGAGACGAGGCGAUGUUGGAAUACAUCAGCAUUUUCGUCUUCUCGUUGGUGGGGCGAGAACGAGGUGGUCGGCGCGGGAAGUGGCCGACGACGACAACGGAGUUGGCCAAUGCGCUGACUAACUUCGCAAUGAACCGGCACGCGAAGUGCCAUCGUCUUCAAGGCGCCGUCGUCGCACGGAUCGCGACGCGCGUAGUAUGGCGGCUCGAUCAUGAGUUGCGCCGUCGCUCAGGGCAAAUCGACGACCUGAUUGCGUCCACCGAACGUCGACGAGUCGGUUGGGCUCCUGCACGGCGGGUGGAAGGCCGCAAGAUGGAAGGCAGUCCGUCGACUGCGUGGGCGGCCACGCCGGCAAGUCGGAAGGCGGCGCGGUGCUUCGAAGUGCAGGGGGAUCCCUAUGCGGGGUAUUAUCCCGCUCCGGUGCCGUUGCCGAACUUCGUCGGCCAAGAGGAUGACGGUGAAGAAGAGGAGCCGCGGGACGCGAGCGAGCGGCUUCCAUCGUUGCAUCGUCGUUGGUAG
Aphanomyces invadans is the source of this 744-nucleotide messenger RNA. RefSeq lists its product as hypothetical. The coding region runs from base 1 to 744 and encodes 247 amino acids. The transcript is spliced from 2 exons. Lineage: Eukaryota; Oomycota; Saprolegniomycetes; Saprolegniales; Verrucalvaceae. The record is from RefSeq and is a predicted model, not a curated record.